AUUCCACCACAAAAGGUACAACUUUGAUAAAUAAUUUCAAAUAUUUUAUUACUAAGUAGAAACAUUAGUGUAUGUAUAUUCAUCGCUUUGAUCUUUUGAUAAUAUAUGCGAAUGAAAAAAAAAAUGUAUUAUAAUUUCAAAGUAGAAACAACACUUAAAUUUAUAUUAACUAAACAUAGUUUAUUGUUGGGUAAAUUACACCGUUGGUCCCUCGUGCACAUGCCAGAAAGCGUGUUUAGUCCUUAUUUCCAAAAUUUAACUCGUGCAGUCCCUCGUUGUUAUUUAUCUUGCACGGUUAGUCCCUAUGCACGUUAACUGUUAAAUCCUUUCGUUUAAGCUACCCACGUGCCUUGCAUGCAGGGGCAUUUUCGUCUUUUCAGGGUUUGUAUACAUGAACCAGUAUGGCGCGACUUCGAUAACCGAUCAUUUCUCAUUUCAUCCUCCGUCGACCCUUAACAUUGCACAAGAAAACCCUAGUUUUCUACGAUGGUGAACUGGAGGAUUAGGCAAGAAUGGGAGGAAUACGAUCUCCAAAGCUCAUACGCUGACAAUCCAUCUAUGUUCUCGAUACGAUUGAACUAUGGUGAAGUUUUUACGAAGUUUCCAGGCCGCAAAUACAUAAAGGGGAAGAUGAAAUAUAUUGAUGGCAUUGAUAGUGACUUGUUCUCGAUGCAUGAUAUGGACGAGAUAAUGGAAUUGCUUGAUUGUGUGGAACCAGGUAAAAGUAUUUACUAUCAUUUCAAACGACCAACCUGGGAUUUAGAUUUUGGGUUGUAUGCUUUGGGCUGUGACGAAGAUAUAAACCACUUUAGGUCAUACGUUUAUGAACACAAGGUGAUAGAAGUGUAUACAGAGUUUUGGGAAACCAAGCUGCAUACGUAUCAAAUGUCCCCAAACCUUGCAAAGAUAAAGAUACACGAAAUUCCUGAGUCCCUUUGUCGUAAAAGCUUGUUAUUGACAUGGUCAAAUUCAGGGGAUUGUCCUAGUGAAGAAGCACCUGUUUUUGAGAAUGUAGAAACUAAAGACCAACCCCCUAGUACAUUACCUGAAACAACCUUGGAACAAUACAUUGAGUGAAACAGUUGAGUCAACCCCUGCCUAUAUACCAAGAAUUGAAAGCCCUUUGACUGAACCAAUGAUAGGAAGCACAUGUCCUAAUGUUGAUGGUUGGGAUGAUACAUUUGAAUGGUGUGAACCUUUUGGUGGGACUACUAUGGAACAAGAUGAACCAAAUAGUGAAAAAGCAGGUGAAGACAGUCAAGCUAGUAAAGACAGUCAUGAUAGUGAUGACAAUGAAGAUAGUGAAGACAGUCAAGAUAGUGAUUACAUAGUUGAUGAAGAUAAUUUGUUAGAUGAUCCAGAGGUUGAUAUGAAGAACUUUCACCUCAACAUUGACAAAGAAGUGGAGUGGGUUGGAAGUUUUCCUGAUGAUCGAGAUGAAGUAAUAGAAGGUGAUGAAGAAUUAGAGGUUAUAGACACUGAAGAAUUUGUAUCUACAUCUUCAUCAGAUGAGGGUGAAGCUAGUAAAAAAAGGAAGAAGAUAAGAGAUUUACAAAGAGCACAUAAGAAUGAAGCAGCUGUUGUCAAAUAUUCAUUUUACAUCCACCAGACUUUUAGCACAGCCAAGGAAGUUAAACAACAAAUUUAUCUUCAUUCCAUACAGAGUAGAAGGGAGUUAGACUUCGUCAAGAAUGACAAAAACAUGAUUAGAGUGGUUUGUAAAGGGACAAUACCAAACCUUGGGAUAUUAGAAAAAGGUGGGACCAGCAAAAGUAAUGACAAAGUGGGACCAAGUCAAAAGAAAAAGAAAGUGAAAGAUGGUCAUACGUUUUGGGUUGAAUUGGUCCCACUUUGUCAAAAAGAAAGUAACGACAAUCUAUGAUGGCAUAUCUUUAUCAACGAGCCCAAAAUUUGUAUGGGUUAUAUAGUUUGUAACCAUAUUUUCGAAAACAAAAGUGAUAAAAGUAUAGUUUAAGGGCUAAAGUUAGAUACAAAAUUGGAGA
This is a messenger RNA of Lactuca sativa (garden lettuce), 2003 nucleotides long. The record is from RefSeq and is a predicted model, not a curated record. NCBI's taxonomy places the organism in Eukaryota, Viridiplantae, Streptophyta, Magnoliopsida, Asterales, Asteraceae.